AUGGCGCUGUACCGACGCCCUUCGCUGGUUGCGACGACUGAGGAGGAGAAGCUGAUUUUCGCCCCCGCCGGCCACAACCCCCACGGCCAGGCCGCCCAAUUCACCCUCUCGCAGCUGCACCUGCACGACCUCAACCCCACGUCGCCCAUCCCCCAGUUCCACGCCUGGUUCUCGCUCGCGCAGCGCACGCCGUCCAUCUCGCAGCCCGAGGCCUGCACGCUGUCCACGGCGUCGCUGCCGUCGGGCCGCGUGUCGUCGCGCGUCGUCUACCUCAAGGAGCUCGACGCCCACGGCUUCGUCAUGUACACCAACCUGGGCACGUCGCGCAAGGCCCGCGACCUGGCGACUAACCCGCACGCCAGCCUCGUCUUCUACUGGCCGCCGCUGCAGCGCCAGGUCCGCGUCGAGGGCAUCACCGAGACCAACUCGCGCGAGGAGAGCCAGAUGUACUUUGACACGCGCGUGCGGGGCAGCAGGAUCGGCGCGUGGGCGAGCAAGCAGUCCAUGGUGCUGAAGCCAAAGGCGAACAAGGUAAACGGCCGUCUUGGAAAGACGAGCGAGGCCGAGGCCGAAUCAGCAGUAGCUGCCUCAGACGGCGAGGAAGAGACGGAAGACGACGGAAGAGCCGAGCUGGAGGGCUGGGUCAAGGACGUCGAGGAGCGCUUCAAGGACCAGGACAAGAUCCCCGUGCCCGACUUCUGGGGCGGACUCCGUCUUGUGCCGCAGCGAGUCGAGUUCUGGCAGGGCCGAGAGAGUAGACUGCACGAUCGCUUCGUGUACGAGUGGGAGGAGGCCAAGGAUGGCAAAGAGGGACGCUGGCGACUGGAGAGGUUGAGUCCCUGAUUCUGACAUGGCCAUGUAUGUGUGUGUGUGUUUUUUUUUUUUAUAUCUUGGUGAAAAAGGGGGUUGCGAUCCCUGAUACAUAUAGCAAUGAGUGAUACCUAUAUACAUGUAUCAUUAGAAAAUACAACGACAUUUCACAGG
Trichoderma atroviride IMI 206040 is the source of this 984-nucleotide messenger RNA. RefSeq lists its product as uncharacterized. Gene Ontology annotation, biological process: pyridoxine biosynthetic process. NCBI's taxonomy places the organism in Eukaryota, Fungi, Ascomycota, Sordariomycetes, Hypocreales, Hypocreaceae. The record is from RefSeq and is a predicted model, not a curated record. Gene Ontology annotation, molecular function: pyridoxamine phosphate oxidase activity; FMN binding.